GAAAGGCAAAGUCCAAUUUGUUGAGGCGCAGAAGCCAACUUACCAACUGGUUGGGGGUUUGAAUUGUAAUUUUGUUGUUUCUUUAGACCGCUCCACAAACUGCUUCUUUCUGAAGAGUCCUCAAUGCUUUCAACCUCGUUCUCUAUAUAAACUCCUAGGACCUCUGUCUGCGCUAAAACAACUACCAACAAUUUUUUUUUGGUUUGGUGGAGAUGUGGACAACUCCAAGAAGAAACCUGCAGGUUCUUGAUACCUUAGUAUUACUUGGAUUAGUCCUGGUUUUGAUUAAUGUAAAUGGUGUUGAAAGCCGAACGGUGAGAAUUUUAGACUCAUUUGGUUACCCAGUUACUGGUUGCAGCAGAAAGUACAGUGCCUCAUUGGCUGACUUUGGAGGAGUUGGUGAUGGAGUGACAUCAAAUACGAAGGCUUUUCAGGCUGCCAUUGAUAAUCUGAGCCAGUAUGCAUCAGAUGGUGGAUCCCUACUCUUUGUUCCUCCAGGAAAAUGGCUGACUGGUAGUUUUAAUCUUACCAGCCAUUUCACUCUGUAUCUCCACAAAGAUGCCACUCUUCUUGCUUCACAGGAUGAGAGUGAAUGGGCUGUCAUUGACCCUCUACCGUCGUAUGGUCGAGGAAGGGAUGCAGUUGGUGGAAGGUAUAUCAGUCUUAUUUUUGGAACCAACCUUACCGAUGUUGUUGUAACAGGGGACAAUGGCACUAUUCAUGGUCAGGGUACCACCUGGUGGGACAAAUUCCACAAGGGAGAGCUGAAAUACACCAGACCUUACCUGAUUGAGAUCAUGUACUCCAAUCAAGUUCAAAUCUCUAGUCUCACAUUGAUGGAUUCUCCAUCCUGGAAUGUUCAUCCUAUUUACAGCAGCAAUGUUGUUGUUCAAGGCUUAACAAUCCUCGCACCUGUAACUUCUCCAAACACUGAUGGGAUCAACCCAGACUCUUGCACUAAUACCCGGAUUGAAGACUGCUACAUUGUCUCUGGAGAUGAUUGUGUAGCUGUUAAGAGUGGCUGGGAUGAGUAUGGUAUCAAGUUUGCUAUGCCAACAAAGCAGCUGGUAAUCAGACGGCUCACAUGCAUUUCUCCAUUCAGUGCAGUGAUUGCACUAGGUAGUGAGAUGUCCGGUGGGAUCGAGGAUGUUAGGGCAGAAGACAUCACAGGCAUUAAUUCAGAGUCAGCCGUCAGGAUCAAAACCGCUGUGGGAAGAGGAAACUAUGUCAAAGACAUAUAUGUGAGAGGGAUGACUAUGAAAACUAUGAAAAUGGUCUUCUGGAUGGCGGGGAAUUACGGCUCUCAUCCUGACAACGAUUAUGAUCCUAAUGCAAUCCCUGUUAUUCAGAAUAUCAAUUUUCGAGAUGUUGUUGCAGAGAACGUGACAAUGGCUGCUAGACUGGAGGGAAUUCCAGGCCAUCCAUUUACUGGAAUCUGCAUAUCCAAUGCCACCAUCGGACUAACAAAGAAGCCAAAGAAGAUUCAAUGGAAUUGCACUGAAAUUGCAGGGGUUUCAAGUGAUGUUACGCCUCCGCCUUGCAAUCUGCUGACAGAUCAAGGACCAGCAAAUGCUUGUGAUUUUCCAGAAGACAGCUUUCCAAGUGUCAAACUUUAAGUCUAAAUGUGCUCUUACAGAAUUUGUGACAGAAUGAAGAUAUCAAUUUCUUUAAUGUAAGAAACUACGAUAGUAAUUUUUACAUUUUAAAAUCCUAUUGAACUCUCAAAUACGACGUCGGAUAAAGUCUCUAGCUAAAUUUAACCUGUUCAAUUUAUAUGACACAAGGAGGUAAUUGAUUCCUGGAA
Messenger RNA from Theobroma cacao (cacao), 1804 nucleotides. RefSeq names its product Pectin lyase-like superfamily protein. Gene Ontology annotation, molecular function: polygalacturonase activity. The record is from RefSeq and is a predicted model, not a curated record. NCBI's taxonomy places the organism in Eukaryota, Viridiplantae, Streptophyta, Magnoliopsida, Malvales, Malvaceae. Gene Ontology annotation, biological process: carbohydrate metabolic process.